ACCACUUAAACAGAGAUGGCGCAGAGCUACAUACUACAAUACAUUGUUGCCCUGCAUUUUUUGGAUAUUUCUACAUGUUUCUGGAAGCCAUGGCUGCGUGGACCAAAUAGAGGAGCAUGUCAGAGUGUGUGUGCUUUGUUUUUCUAAUCUGAUAUUCUAUGGUCUGCACUCCGUUCCGUCAUUUCCUUUUCUUUUUUUUUUGCAUCCCGCGCAAGUGCAGACAGGCUACUGAGUCGUUGGCAGCAGUCACCAGGGAGAUCCAACCACCAACGGAGUGGUCGGAUAAAGGCAGUUGGCCGUUGGUUUGAUUCGCGGUGUGUGCGCGCCCAUCUACUUGUAUACACAACAUAUUGGCGACGAAGAAUUACUUUUCUUGGGAUUUCACAACCUCCUGCUUUCCUCGACACUCCUGGGGUUAAGGGAGAAUCCUCCUCACGUGUAAUGGCCAAGUGGACCGAAGAAAUGGAGGAGCAGCUGAUUGCACUGGUGGAAGAGAGACCACCGUUGUACAACAUCACGCUACAGGGCUAUUCCAACCGUAAUAGGAAGGAUCAACUGUGGCGUGAGAUCGAGAGCGAGCUCCAUCUAUCAGGCAAAGAAGUUCGCAGGAAAUGGGACAACCUCCGUACGACCUACAAUCGCUUUAAAAAAGCGGCCCCGAGGACGACGAGACAACAGUGGACCCUCGAUCGGAUGCAGUUCAUUGAGCCACACACCAAGAGGAAGGAGAACACCUCCAACCUCAAUCGCAGGGAAUUGUGUGAGGCUGGGGCGCCUGAAGGGGCGAGCAUGGUGACCGAUUCCUCUCUGGAGGGCAAUGGCAGCACACUACCAGAGGAGCCAGAGUUGGACAUCCCGCUGGCUGGCUGCCCGAUUGCAGAGUCGGCCAUCUGUGCUUUUCUUGGAAAUUCACAACCUCCUGCUUUCCUGGACACUCGUGAUAAGGGAGAGUCCUCCUCACGUAUAAUGUUCAAGUGGACCGAAGAAAUGGAGGAGCAGCUGAUUGCACUGGUGGAAGAGAGACCACCGUUGUACGACAUCACGCUACAGGGCUAUUCCAACCGGAAGAGGAAGGAUCAACUGUGGCGUGAGAUCGAGAGCGAGCUCCAUCUAUCAGGGAAAGAAGUGCGGAGGAAAUGGGACAACCUCCGUACGACCUACAAUCGCUUUAAAAAAACGGCUCCUUUGGGAAGCUCAGGGGCCCCGAGGACGACGAGACAACAGUGGACCCUCCAUCGGAUGCAGUUCAUUGAGCCACACACCAAGAGGAAGGAGAGCACGUCCAACCUUCCUCGCAAGGAAUUGUGUGACGCGGGGGCGCCUGAGGGGGCGAGCAUGGUGACCGAUUCCUCUUCGGAGGGCAAUGGCAGCACACUCCCAGAGGAGCCGGAGGUGGACAUCCCGCUGGCUGGCUCCCCGACCAUCUGUGAGGGUACACUCCCUGGGGUUUUGGAGUGCAGUUUGACCUCCGGAGGUACUGACCAAGGCCAGCGUCAGCCCGCAAAGCGGAAAAAGAAGCGUCGGGAUGGGGCCGUGAAUGAGGAGGCGGUGCUCAUGCAGACCAUCGGCAAAACCCUGGAAAGGAUGGCAACAGGAGCACCACGGCAAGAGGAGCACAACGACUACAUUUCGGUGUGCUGCAAGCGGAUUGAACACCGGCUGCGAAUGCUCCCGCAGCAUCAGCUCGCACAGUUUGAGUACGAGAUGGACUGCCUGCUCUACAGGUUUUCCCAGAACCAGAUCCAGGAAACUGACUGAAAGGACCUUACUCCUCUGGCAACGGACUGAAAGGACAUAAGUCCUCUAUGCUAUUUAUAUUUGUGCCUUUUCCCUUUUUACUGCUCUGGAAUACAGUACACCACUUUAGAUAAAAAAAUUAAAUAAAUUAUAAGCUGUUUUCUUCCUGUCUCCUUUUUUCUAUAUUUGAACAUAGGCUAUAUGCAGGGGGGUUGUGGUAAAAUAAGAUGUGGGUAAUAUAUGAGGAUGGCAGAUAUUGAAUCCCGAUAGUUGGUAUUUUUACGCUGAAUAAUUGUGAUUUAUUCCUCCAACAUCUGGAACUUCAUCGCCAGUUCCCGACACAAAAACUGAUAAGCUCCUUUUGCCUGCCGCUGUGGGAUCCACGACUCCACCCACUUGGUGCGGUUUCUCCUUACUUUUUCCCCUCCUGUGAUGUCUCUGUACUAGAACCAGCCCGGGAGCAGGCAACGCGACCAUCAGCUCAGCCCUAAUGCUCUUUCUUUGGCUGCUAAGUAUUGUAUUCCAUAAACGUCUUCUUAGGUCAAACGAAUAAUGAGAUAAUUACGUGCACUUUGUUUUCUAAUCAGAUCAUCUGCAUUACCUUUGCCAUUUCCUGUUUUCAUGUUGUGGGUAAGUUUGUUGCAGAACAGGAGCCACACACAACGUGCAAGAUGUUGCUGUGCCUAAUCUUACAGUCCUUAGCAUUGCUCCCCCUACAAAUGUGUCACAGACCCGACGUCUUACCUGUACUGUGUCUCUUCACAUAAA
Gadus chalcogrammus (walleye pollock) is the source of this 2505-nucleotide messenger RNA. RefSeq lists its product as uncharacterized. Gene Ontology annotation, cellular component: transcription regulator complex; nucleus. The record is from RefSeq and is a predicted model, not a curated record. The coding region runs from base 442 to 1758 and encodes 438 amino acids. The transcript is spliced from 7 exons. Gene Ontology annotation, biological process: regulation of transcription by RNA polymerase II. Lineage: Eukaryota; Metazoa; Chordata; Actinopteri; Gadiformes; Gadidae.